Molecule: messenger RNA, 6276 nt
Organism: Galendromus occidentalis (western predatory mite)
Lineage: Eukaryota; Metazoa; Arthropoda; Arachnida; Mesostigmata; Phytoseiidae
Product: glutamate synthase 1 [NADH], chloroplastic
Exons: 14
Coding region: 1-6276 (2091 amino acids)
Molecular function (GO): flavin adenine dinucleotide binding; iron-sulfur cluster binding; iron ion binding
Source: RefSeq, a predicted model, not a curated record
AUGGAGCACUGUCGGGACGACGCCGAUGCGAAAAAAGCUCGAAUCGGCGGGAAACCGACGACUCGAGUCCCUCCGAGUUUCCGUCUGACGCAGAGCGUAGCGAUUGAGGAACAGUCAUCGAAUAAGCGCCCUUUUAUGGCGGGCUUCACCGCGUUUCCCCCGAAACGGGGACUCUACAAUCCGGAGAAUGAACGCGAGGCCUGCGGAGUCGGUUUCGUCGUCUCCAUCGAUGGGAAUCAAACCCACAAACUCAUCACCGAUGCCGAGACGAUCGCUCGGAGAAUGGAGCAUCGGGGCGCAUGCUCAUGUGAUAACAAUACCGGAGAUGGAGCCGGUGUCAUGGUUGGCCUUCCUCACACCUUUUACCAAAAAAUCGUCAAGGACGAGUUGGGAUUCGAUCUUCCGGAAAAAGGCAAAUACGCCACGGGGAUCGUGUUUCUCGAGAGCCUCAAGGCAACCGAGACCGAAGCGGCUUUCGAAGCAGAAGCCACCGCAGAUGGUCUUAAAGUUCUCGGAUGGCGAACUGUUCCCACGGAUUCGACGUUCUUGGGGAACGUCGCCCGAUCUACGGAGCCAUUGAUGCGACAGGUUUUCGUGGCUCCAGCGAACGGCCAAGACGAAGAAACUUUCAGAAGGGACUGCUUCGUUUUGCGCAAAGCCUCUUCACAUAAAAUUCCGGCUACCGGUCUCCGAUACUAUAUCUGCUCGCUGAACUUGGACACCGUCGUCUACAAGGGGCAACUCACAUCCUCUCAAUUGUGGAAGUACUUCCUGGACCUACAGAGGCCGGACUUUGAAACCUACUUGGCUCUGGUCCAUGCUCGAUUCUCAACGAACACUUUCCCCUCUUGGGAACGAGCGCAUCCUCUCAGGGUGCUGGCCCACAACGGUGAAAUCAACACCCUCCGAGGCAAUGUAAAUCUGAUGCGAGCACGAGAGGGAGUCAUGAACACCAAUCUGUUCGGGGACAAGCUGCGCGAGCUGUAUCCCGUUGUCGAGCCGAAUCUCAGCGAUUCAGGGAGUGUCGAUACCGUUCUUGAGUUUCUGGUGAUGGCUGGUCAGCGAUCUCUGCCCGAGGCUGUAAUGACCAUGGUACCCGAAGCGUGGCAUAACGAUGAUCUGAUGCGCCCGGAGAAAAAAGAAUACUAUCAGUGGAGUGCCUGCGCCAUGGAACCAUGGGACGGCCCUGCCUUGUUGACCUUCACCGAUGGUCGUUACGUGGGAGCUGUCCUCGAUCGGAACGGCCUCCGUCCGGCCCGCUACUAUAUCACCAACGAUAACUACAUGGUGAUGGCUAGUGAGGUCGGAGUCCUCGACAUCCCGACAGAAUCGAUCGUUCAGAAGGGCAGGUUGAGGCCUGGUCGAAUGCUCCUUAUCGACACCAAGGAGCACAUCGUCACCAAAGAUGAGGAGCUCAAGCUCCAGAUAGCCAAGCAGAGACCUCUGAAAGAAUGGCUCAAGGAAUUGUUCACGAUGGAAGAUCUGCACCGCGAACAAGGAAGGCUCGAUCAGCCCAUCAGCGUUGUUGUCGAGAAACAGGGCAGCGGGGACGUGUUUACCGACAAGCGGCUCGGUCUCUUCGGCUACACAAUCGAAACCGUGAAUUUGCUUCUACUACCGAUGAUCCAUGACAACAAAGAAGCGUUGGGUUCGAUGGGGAACGACGCAGCUUUCGCAUGUCUUUCAAAAUACCAGCCAUUGGUCUACGACUAUUUCAAACAGCUGUUCGCUCAAGUGACCAAUCCGCCGAUGGACCCGUUCCGUGAGAAGAUCGUCAUCUCAUUGGCCUGUCCGAUCGGCCCCGAAGCCAAUAUUCUCCAACCGUCCAGCUUGCAAUGCCGGCGUCUCUGGCUGAACCACCCGAUAAUUUCCUCGAAGGACAUGACCACCCUGAAGUCCAUAACCCACAAAGGCUGGAAGACGAAGGUCAUCGACAUGGUAUACUCGGUCACCCAGGGCCCUGACGGCCUGGUCCGGGCCAUCGACAGGAUCUGCAACGAGGCCUGCCAGGCGGCCAAGGACGGCUACACGCUCGUCGUCCUGUCCGACAAGAAGGCCGGCAAGGAGUUUGUGCCGGUGAGCGCGGCGUUGGCCGUCGGCGCCGUCCACCACCAUCUGAUCAACGAACGGCAGCGCAUGAAGGUCGGUCUCGUACUCGAGACCGGCGAAGCCCGCGAAGUCCAUCAGAUCUGCGUGCUGCUCGGCUACGGAGCCGACGCCAUAUGCCCGUACAUGGUCUACGAGCUGAUGGCUCAACUGCGGGCCGACGGUCUGCUCGACGUUCAGUACACGGACGAUCGAAUUUUCAAAGCGUACUCACAGGCCAUGUACACUGGAAUCUCGAAGGUCAUGGCCAAAAUGGGUAUCGCCACCCUGCAAUCGUACAAGGGAGCCCAGAUAUUCGAAAUCGUGGGUCUCUCGCAGGAAGUUGUCGACAAAUGUUUCAAGAACAGCGCCUCUCGCAUCAGCGGCUGCACGUUCCGGCACCUGGCCGACGACACAUUCGAGCGGCACAAGAUCGCCUACGCGGACCAUCUCUGCGACACGUUCGUGCUCCGCAAUCCCGGCCAGUACCAUUGGCGGUCGGGGGGCGAGAGCCACGUGAACGAUCCGCUCUCGGUGGCCAAUCUCCAAGAGGCCGCCAAGUCGAACUCGCACGAGUCCUACGAGAAAUUCGUCGAGAGUACCAUGAAGUCCAUCCGACAGUGCACCCUCCGGGGCCAGUUCGACAUCAUCGAGGCCAAACAUCCGCUCGACGUGAGCCUCGUCGAGCCCGCAGCUUCGAUCGUCAAACGAUUCUGCACCGGGGCCAUGUCGUUCGGAUCAAUCUCUAUCGAGGCUCACACGACGCUCGCGAUCGCCAUGAACGCCGUCGGAGGGAAGUCCAACACCGGCGAAGGCGGGGAAAACGCCGACCGUUGGGCGCAGCAGAAGCCCGGCGAGAACAAGAGGUCCGCCAUCAAGCAAGUCGCGUCAGGUCGUUUCGGUGUGACGGCCGCCUACCUCGCGAACAGCGACGAGCUCCAGAUCAAAAUGGCUCAGGGCGCCAAACCCGGAGAAGGCGGCGAACUGCCUGGAUUCAAGGUGUCGAAAGAUAUCGCAAAGACCCGUCAUUCCAUUCCGGGCGUUGGUCUCAUCUCGCCACCCCCUCAUCACGACAUCUAUUCCAUCGAGGAUUUAAGUGAACUCAUCUACGACCUCAAGUGUUCUAAUCCCAAAGCCCGGAUUUCGGUGAAACUGGUAUCCGAAGACGGGGUCGGUGUCGUCGCGUCCGGCGUCGCCAAGGGCAAGGCCGAACACAUCACCAUCUCUGGACACGACGGAGGCACUGGAGCUUCCAGCUGGACAGGAAUCAAGGGGGCGGGACUCCCGUGGGAGCUGGGAAUCGCCGAGACCCACCAGACACUGGUCCAGAAUGAUCUCAGAUCUCGGAUUGUCCUCCAAGCCGACGGACAGAUCCGGACCGGCUUCGACGUGGUCGUCGCCGCUCUGCUCGGUGCCGACGAGUUUGGCUUCUCGACCGCUCCUCUCAUCGUGAUGGGCUGCACAAUGAUGCGCAAAUGUCACCUGAACACCUGCCCCGUCGGUGUUGCGACACAAGACCCGGAGUUGCGUAAGAAGUUCACCGGAAAACCCGAGCACGUCAUCAACUACCUGUUCCUUCUCGCUGAAGAGGUUCGGAAGCAUCUGGCCAAAAUGGGGCUCACAUCGCUCCAGGAGGCCAUCGGUCGAACGGACCUCCUCAAAAUCUACGACGGUCCCGACCGUAACGCCCGCGGGGCGUAUCUCGACCUGUCACCGGUUCUGCUGAGCGCAGUGAGCUUGCGACCGGGAACCAACAUCAAGGGCGGAUCUAUCAGACAGGACUUCGGGCUCGGCAAGCGUAUGGACAAUCUCCUCAUCAAGCAAACCCAGGCGGUCAUCGACGGCAGGUCAAAGGAAGCUACGAUCCACAUGGAUAUCACCAAUGAGGAUCGGGCUUUCGCGACCACCCUCGCAUACCAUAUCGCCGCCAAGUACGAUGAUGCUGGCUUGCCCGACGACUCGAAAAUCGAUAUUUUCCUCAAGGGCUCCGCCGGCCAAUCCUUCUGCGCUUUCCUCAACCACGGCACGUACGUCACGCUGGAGGGCGACGCCAACGACUACGUCGGCAAAGGCCUCUCGGGCGGGGAGAUCGUCAUCGUUCCCCCUCCGAACGCGCCGAGCGAUUUCAAGAGCGAGGAGAACAUCAUCGCCGGAAACGUCUGUCUGUACGGCGCCACUCGCGGGAAGGCGUUCUUCCGCGGAGGCGCGGCGGAACGAUUCGCUGUUCGUAACUCCGGAGCGACGGCUGUCAUCGAGUUCGUGGGCGACCACGGCUGCGAGUACAUGACCGGCGGAAUCGUCAUGAUACUGGGUCUGACGGGUCGCAAUUUCGCGGCCGGAAUGUCGGGCGGGAUCGCUUACGUGCUCGACGUCGACGGAAUGUUCCACACCAGGUGCAACACCGAAAUGUGCGACCUGCUCCCGCUCGAGAGUCAGGAGGAUCUCAGUUUGGUGAAAAAUCUCAUCGAGGAGUUCGCCUCGAAGACCGGCUCGAACGUGGCCAAGGGUCUUUUGGCCGAAUGGCCGGCGUCGGCGAAGAAGUUCCUGAAGGUCUUCCCUCACGAAUACCAGCGAGCUCUCAAGCAGAUGGCCGAAGAACAGGCCGAGGAGAAGGUCCAGUCACCACCACAAGCGCCGCCGAAAGCCGUCGAGCAAGCGCCGCCGUUGAAGGACAUCGAAGACGUCGGCGGAAAGCCGGACAAAGUCCGCGGGUUCAUGAAAUACAAACGCGAGGUUCAGUACUACCGGCCGGCCGAGCAACGUCUCCAGGACUGGAAGGAGAUCUACAACCACACCCACGUUCGCAAGAAUCUCAAGACGCAGGCCGCGCGCUGCAUGGAGUGCGGAGUGCCGUUUUGUCAGUCGUCGCACGGAUGUCCACUGGGCAACAUCAUCCCCAAAUGGAACGAUCUCGUAUACCAGGGCAACUGGCAAGAGGCUCUCCAUCAGCUCCUCCAGACGAACAAUUUCCCCGAGUUCACGGGUCGAGUGUGUCCCGCACCCUGCGAAGGAGCUUGUGUGCUCGGCAUUAACGAGCCGGCCGUAACCAUAAAGAAUAUCGAAUGCGCGAUCAUCGACAAAGGAUUCGAAAUGGGCUGGAUGACGCCGCACCCCCCGGAGAACCGUUCCGGGAAAAAGGUCAUCGUCGUCGGCUCGGGCCCCGCCGGUCUCGCCGCCGCCGCGCAGCUCAACAAGGCCGGUCACACGGUGACGGUCUACGAGAGGAACAGCCGUGUUGGCGGUCUCUUGAGAUACGGAAUUCCGACGAUGAAACUCGGGAAGGACGUCGUCGAUCGCCGAGUGAAACUCAUGCAGGAGGAAGGCAUCACAUUCAUCUGCAAUAAAAAUAUCGGCAAGGACGUCACCGGCAAACAGCUCCUGUCCCAAUGCGAUGCUCUUUGCCUGACCACCGGGUCGACAUGGCCGCGGGACUUGCCCAUUCCCGGACGCAAUCUCGAGGGAAUUCAUUUCGCUAUGAGUUUCCUGGAGAAGUCGCAGAAGAAACUGGCCGGCGACGAUCUGCCGAUCAUCAGCGCCAAGGACAAGAACGUUGUCGUCAUCGGCGGAGGAGACACCGGGGUCGAUUGCAUCGCGACCUCGUUGCGACAGGGUGCUAAGAAUGUCAUCACGUUCGAAAUUCUCCCGCAGCCUCCAGAUGUCCGAGCUGAGAAUAACCCUUGGCCCCAGUGGCCUCGGAUCAUGCGUGUCGAUUAUGGCCACGAAGAAGUUCGGCUCAGACACGGCAGAGACCCACGCCACUUCUCAAUCCUAUCGAAGGAGUUCCUCGAUGAUGGCAAAGGCAAUGUGUCUGGAAUUCGAACGGUCAACGUGAAGUGGACAAAAGACGACGCCGGUCGCUGGGUCAUGGCCGAGGAAGAAGGCUCCGAGCAGGAGUUCAAAGCUGAUCUCGUCCUCCUCGCUAUGGGUUUCCUCGGUCCCGAGAAAUACCUCCUUGAGGAGCUCGGCCUCGCGCAAGAUCCCCGGUCCAAUAUCGACACCAAAGGCAGAUACGCCACGUCAGUGCCUAGAGUUUUCGCCGCGGGAGAUUGUCGCCGUGGUCAGUCGUUGGUAGUCCACGCAAUCAACGAAGGUCGGCAGUGCGCUCGUGAGAUCGAUCAAUUCUUCAACCACGGCGAAUCGACCCUGUCAGGACCUGGCGGAAUUCUCCCGACCAUCCGUCAGGAAGGUUAA